Molecule: messenger RNA, 2740 nt
Organism: Grus americana (Whooping crane)
Lineage: Eukaryota; Metazoa; Chordata; Aves; Gruiformes; Gruidae
Gene: ISLR
Product: immunoglobulin superfamily containing leucine rich repeat
Exons: 2
Coding region: 124-1374 (416 amino acids)
Molecular function (GO): protein binding
Source: RefSeq, a predicted model, not a curated record
AGAAGCCCGACGAGGGCCGAGGGAACCAGCCGUCCCGUUUCCCCCCCGUCCCCGCCCUUCCCCGCCACCUCCAGAGGAGCGAGGACCACCGGGCUCCAUCCCCCCGAAGCUGCCGGAGGAAGGAUGAGGCCCCUGCUCUGCUGCCUGGGGCUGGCUGCUCUCCUGGGACCCUGCCUGGCCUGUCCCACCGCCUGCUCCUGCUCCACCAAGAAGAACGGGCGGCUGUUGGCCGAGUGCGCCUACAAAGAUCUCCAGGAGGUACCCGAGGGGUUGUCCUCCAACGUGACCAUCCUCACCUUGUCGGCCAACAGGAUUGGCUGGUUGGGGAAGGGCUCCUUUGCCGAGGUUCCCGAAGUGCAGUCGCUGUGGCUGGGUUACAACCAGAUUGGGGUGGUGGAAUCGGGGGCUUUUGCCUUGUUGGUGCACCUGAAGAACCUGGACCUGAGCCACAACAAGAUUGCGGAUUUCCCCUGGCAGGACCUCCGUAACCUCAGCGGUCUGCAGAUCCUGAAGAUGAACAACAACCGCCUGGCCGGGCUGCCCCGGGACGCUUUCCGCUCCUUGAAGGACCUGCGCUCCCUCUGGCUCAACGACAACGAGUUGACCACCCUGGCCGAGGGCACCUUUGAUAACCUGCCCUCCCUGUCCCAGCUGCAGAUCUUCAACAACCCCUUCAACUGCUCGUGCAAGGUCUUCUGGCUGAAGAAGUGGACUGAGAACACCUCCGUCUCCAUCACCAAGGGGGGUUCUACCCUGUGCGUGGCUCCCAGCAGGCUGAAGGGCAGGGCGGUGACAGACAUCCCUGACCACCACUGCGUUGCCCCCUCCGUGCAGCUCACCUACCUCUCCAACCUGGACAACACCGUCAUGUAUGAUGGCCUCACCCUGACACUGCACUGCAGCGUGGCGGGCAGCCCUCCACCGGAGAUCAGGUGGAAGAUCCAGACCUCCAGCCGCCGCGUCGAGAUCAAUGGGCCCAAUGUGGCGCGGGAUGGAAACGUCAAGCAGAGCCAAGAGCGCUUCUUGGUCUUCAAGAAUGGCACCAUGGCCAUCCCCAACUUCAGCAAGGAGGAUGAAGGCAUCUACACCUGCCUCGCUGUCAACGACGUGGGGACGCGGGAUGUCUCUGUCAACGUGGCCUUGGCUGGGUCGGAGAAUCCGGCUGAAGACCUGCUCCGAGAUGACCCCCAAGCCAGCCACCUUGGGGGUCAGAGCUGCUACAAGGGGGAUGAAAUGGAUCCCUCCGGUGCCGGAGAAAAGCUGGUCAUCAUUUACCACAUGCCAAGGGAGUCGAAGAGCAGGGCUGGAGGAGCGGGGCCCCAGGUCCACCUGGGAACCCUCCUGCUGGUUUUGGGCAUCGCGCUCUGCUGUUAAAGGGAGGAGGAAAUGGUGCCUUAGGGGGUUCCCCCUCUUUCUGUAGCAUUUAUCUUCACGUAGUGCCAUGCCUUUGCUGAGCUUCUGGCGGUCAGGAGUCAAAGGGGGCCAAGUCUCAGGCCCAGGGCUGGUAGUUCAACCCCUCCUUAGAUGGGGGUCAGGGCUGGGCUCUAUUAGUUGAGAGCUUUAAACAAGCUCGGGUGAUGUAGAGCAGAUCCUCACCGUGCUGCUGCUUUCCAGGUGUCCAAAUCUGCCACCUCCUGACUUAUGCCCCUCCUGAGACCAAAGCGCAGCUGCAGGAUUAAAGUCCACCCUCAACAGGGUGACCAUCACCCAUCCCCAGAGCCCACCACCACAAGCCCUCCUCCACCCACAGCAGUCAGCUGCGACCAGGGAGGGGAUCUCUCGCAAAGAGGAUCCUGUCGGUCCAGCGGCACCAAAGAUGACAUCCCCGCCACGGCCAGCGCCUGGGCCCUUGGCCGGCCAGCCACAUCCUUCCUACCACCAACCUCAUGUGAAGCACCAGGAGCAGGAUGACCAGUCCGAGAGAGGGGGAACAACCUGGGCACGGGGUCCCCGGGGGACAGAGAUACGAUGAGUACGGUAGGACACGUUGGAUGUGGCCACGGGCUUGGAUCGGGUCAUUUUUGUGGAGCAGGAGAAGCUUUUCCACAGGCUUCAUCCCUGCAGGAGCACAAAGGGCUCCUGCUGGCUGGGUGCUGGGAGCACCCAGGGUGCCUGCACCCUCCCUGCAUGUUGCAGGAUCAGGCCUUGCCACCCUCGGUACCUCUCCCAAACGUGACGCAGCUGAUUUCCACCCCCCCCCCCCCCCGCCCCUCUCCUUCCCUCUACACCACUGAAGCCUGCGGUCCAAAACGCUCGGCUGGGCUGGACCCACCGAGCUGCCCUACUCCGGCUCCGACCCCGGCAGGGAGGGAUUGAGCCCAAAAAGAGCAAAAUAAUUUCCCAGCUCUCCUCUCUGAUGGGAAACCGAGUGUGGGCUGUACGACGAAGCGGGAGGAAGAAAGAUUGGGAAAACCCAGAUGACAGAGAGAGAAACUGAACUGACCUAUAAGCCAUAAAUACACUCCUUAAGUGCUUUAGCAUUCCCACGCGGGACAUAUAUACCAUACCCGGCUGCCCCAGGGUGCAGGGGGACCCCUCGUCUCAUGGCGGGGGGCUGAGCAUCUCCAUCUCCCCCACCCCGAGGCACGGGCGGUCCGGCUCUCGUGCCUUCUGCCAGUCCUCGCCUGCGGGAGCUGGACGGACCCCUGCAACUACCUUUGCCUUGUAACCAAAACUGUACGGACAGCAAAGUCCCAAGCACAAUAAAUACCUUUUUUUUAAAAAAAAAAAAAAAAAAAAA